AUGGCAACAGAAGACUGGAGGAAAAUAGAUAUUGAUGCAUUAGAGCCAGAAUAUCACUUAUCAGCAGCCGAACUCGUGCCCGACUUGCCCCAAGUAUCGCAAUCACAAGUAUCAUCAGUCGCCCAACAAGUAAGGUCGCAAUUAUCAUCGGGUCAAUUCCAACAAGCCCUCGAAUUAGCAUUGGACAAUGCACCUUACAUUGCCGAUCUGCCUCAAACUAAAGAAUUACAUGCCAAGACUGUAUUUGAAAUCUUGUGCUCGAUUAAAAAUAACAACAAUAUAUCGGAAUUGGGCCAAUUUGUGAAAAACUUGAAUCAAGAGCAACAGGAUACAUUGAUCAAGUAUUUGUACAAGAGUAUGUCGGAACCUUAUGGGCAAAAACAAGGGGGGUUGUUGUUGAAUUGGUUUGAAAAGACGGUUGAAGUUACUGGUGUGGGUGCUAUUGCAAGGUACUCUACCGAUAGAAGAACUGUAUAG
This is a messenger RNA of Lodderomyces margitis, 477 nucleotides long. It is a transcript of the gene ARC15, whose product is annotated as Arc15p. The transcript has a single exon. Lineage: Eukaryota; Fungi; Ascomycota; Pichiomycetes; Serinales; Debaryomycetaceae. Bases 1 to 477 code for a protein of 158 amino acids. Gene Ontology annotation, biological process: Arp2/3 complex-mediated actin nucleation; regulation of actin filament polymerization. Gene Ontology annotation, molecular function: actin filament binding. Gene Ontology annotation, cellular component: Arp2/3 protein complex; cytoplasm; actin cytoskeleton. The record is from RefSeq and is a predicted model, not a curated record.